AUGCCUGCAAACGAUGUACCGCACCUCGACAAGGAGUCUAGCAUCGAAUCCACGGAAUCGUACCACCAUUCGUCGACUUCAAGGAUAAACGGUGCUCCAUUAUCUCAAUUCCAAUCCCUGCACAUUUGCUUUGUGGCGGGCAAACGCGUCUUCCUCAGGGGUUGCGUGGCCGGGACCUCGACAGCCCCCAUCGAAAUACACAACAAGCCCACGAAGAACGAAGAAUCCCGCAGCACGAAUCUCCUUCUAUCCAGCUAUCUUAUAUUGCGAUCCAGCUAUAUUCAUACAUCCGUGACAACCUCAGACCGGAGUCCUCCCUCGCAAAUCCUUUCGCUCACUCACUCCAGGUCAUCGCAAGACAUGGGCAAGACACCGAACAUGGAGGAUUUCGACGAGGCGCUGCCAGGAGGGAAUAAAACGGACUGGGCGCGGCUCAAAGACCUCCUCCUCCUUGUCUUGAAGCGGAGUGGCCUGUUCCAGCUGGCGAUGAAGACCCCGGGACUGCGCCAGCAGCUGCGCGAGGAACUGGUCGCCCGCAUCCACGCGAUGCCCCGGUUUGUGCGGCGGGGCUACCGCGACGAUGUCGAGCACUGCUUGGACUACCUGAUGCGGUAUCCAUACAGAGUCCGAACCGCCUACACCCGGGGGAUACUCCGAGCCAAGCGGAGGAAGGCGUUACGCGGGUUGGACUCGGAGACCGAGACCGCCGAUUCAUCGGAUUCGGAGUCUUCGACCGCCCGACGAAGACGGCGACGACGAAACAGGCACCAGAGAGGAGAACGGGGUAGAAGACGAGCGGGGUCUGUGUCAUCCUCAUCGGAGUCGGCGUCCGAUGCCGAUCCAUCAGACUUCGAUACUCCCAUUGCCCGACAUCGGGGACUCCAGAAGCGGAGCAAGCGUCGGAGAAGAGAAGAGAGCACCACCAGAAGAGCGGUCCCUGUCGCAUACUCAUCAGAUGCGGGCAUCGAUGCUAUUAAUACGACCGAUUCGGAUACCUCCACUACCCGACGAACAGGACAGCAGAACAAGCGCUGGGGAAGACAGCAGACCCCAAGAAGAGCGGGGACUGUAUCCUGCUCAGUGGAUUCGGAGGGUGAUGCCAUCGCCUCCAUUCAGGAGGUGGCUACGACGCGACCACAAACACGGUCGCAGAAAAAGAAGCAACAACAAGAAGAAGAACGAGAGCAGCAACAGCACGAAAAACAGCCCCUGAACAAUCUCCAUGCCCGUAUUCGGACCUCCGACGCGGGCGGCGAGUUGAAGUUCGUUGUCUGGGAUUUCAACUCGCUGUCUCAUUCCAAACUGAUAGAGUAUCUCCGCGAGCAUGAGGGUUAUGACCAGGGCUCGGAUGGUAUCCAGUGGACCGAUCCCGCAGGAACAAAAUCAGUCCGGGUCUCCAACGAGCGGAGCUGGAAGAUGGCGCGAAGCAAGAUGGGCAGAUUCAGCGGGCCGAGUUGGCUUAGAAUAAUCCGGAAUCCUCAUGUUGAUAUGCGCUUUCAUUCCAUUUGA
This is a messenger RNA of Aspergillus japonicus CBS 114.51, 1509 nucleotides long. RefSeq lists its product as uncharacterized. Bases 1 to 1509 code for a protein of 502 amino acids. NCBI's taxonomy places the organism in Eukaryota, Fungi, Ascomycota, Eurotiomycetes, Eurotiales, Aspergillaceae. The transcript is spliced from 2 exons. The record is from RefSeq and is a predicted model, not a curated record.